UUUGGCAAAGUUUCGCCUCCUGGCUGCUCGCAGAGAUCGACUCUCAGUCCAAGUGUUCUUUAGGAAAAAACGUUUCUACCUAUUUUUUUGGGUUUGGAUUUUGUACCAGUUGUUUUUUUGUGUGUGUGUGUGUGUUUUGUGCUCAGAGUUCAGUUUCCAGAAACCCGGAAUGGAGGAGCUGACGAUAUGGGAGCAACAUACAAUAACACUAAACAAAGACUCCAAGCUGGGCUUUGGUUUUGCUUUAUCGGGAGGCAGGGACAAGCCCAAUCCAGAGACCGGGGACACGGCUGUGGUGGUGUCAGAUGUGCUGCCAAACGGACCGGCCAUGGGACGGCUGUUCAACAAAGAUCAAAUUGUCAUGGUCAAUGGAGUGUCCAUGGAAAACGUUUAUUCAAACUUCACCAUUCAGAACCUCAAGACAUGUGGCAAGACGGCCAACAUAACAGUGAAACGCCCCCGAAAGAUCCAAAUUCCAGCUACCACCAGGCCAACUCGGGCUGCCUCCCACUCCAACCUACUGGACCACGACCCUCCUACUCGACGAAUGCGGCGUUACUCAGACGGCAGUGACAACGGUCGGGAUGCAUACCACUACCGUAGCCGUGCCCGCAGUGCCACACCAGACGGUAACGGGCAUGGAGGCACAUUACCGCUGUUGUCGUCAGGAUACAAGAGGCUGCCACAACAUGACGUCCCAGAAAAACCCCUGAGAACAACUCUUAUUAAAAAGAAACUCUCGGAUGAGUAUGGAUUGAAGCUGGGCAGUCAGAUCUUUAUCAAGCACAUGACUGAUUCGGGUCUGGCUGCUAAAGAAGGCACCCUCCAGGAGGGAGACCUCAUUCUCAAGAUCAAUGGCAUGACGACGGAGAAUCUGUCUCUGCUGGAGACAAAACACUUGGUGGAAAAGAGCCGCGGUAAACUUACCAUGACAGUACUCAGGGAUGAUCGCAAGUUCUUAGUCAGCAUCCCCGAAGUGGAAGACAGCGCCCCCAACAGUGAGGAUGACCAGCACCGGGGCAGCAGCUCUGAACUGGAGGACAUUUCAGAUCUUGAUGAAGACAUUCCUACUUCCAGAGACCGAUCGUCCCGUCCUACUGCCAGGGAGAAACGCACACGCAAAACAAGAGCUGAACCUCCACAUAAGUCUCGAGAUUCAUCACCUGUGCGCCCCGCUUUGACUCGGCCUCCUGUAAGGACCUACGCCUCACGCCGAGCCCCAUCUGAGUCUGAGUCAGACCCAGACCACAGCGCCUCUCCUCCACCUCCUCCUGUCAGGAGAGACAGAGACAGCCCCGACUUGAGGGACAACACCAGCCGAUACAAAGCUCUGUCUGGGAUAUCCACCCUCCCUAAGCCACGAUCCUCUCCUGCAGCGCCAAACUGGUCCACCUCUCACACUUCCUCCCCCUCACGGCCCCGCCGGCCCGUGUCCGACUCCGAAUCUGACUGCAGUGCUUCUCCUCCGCCAGCAAGAGGGAGCCCUUACCCAGACAGCAGAUACAAACCUCUUUCUGACCAGCUGCAUGCAGGCCAGCGAUCCUCCCCCAUUACCAUCCGUACAGAGGGACUGCGAAGAGUCAACUCUCCUGUCAGAGUCCCACCCCCAAACUCUGAGUCGGAGUCGGAUGAAAGCUUGCCGCGUCCUAACAGGCAGAGCACCACCUACAGUCAGGACUCGUUCAACAGAUACAGAGUGCUCCCGGAUGGUUCCCUGCCAUCGCAGGUGGAGCCGCCGCGAUGGCAGGCCCCCAGUGUGACUGCCAGCAACCCACCAGUGAAAGCUCAAUUGGAGUCUGACUCGGAUGCCAGUUAUGCUUCGGUUCCUCGCAGGGAAUCUUCAAGUAGCAGACACUCCAAUCCACCCAAGAACCGAUACAGGAUUCUUCCCGAGGUAGAGUCUGCUCCUGUGAAACGGGAGCCUCGUCAACGCUUUCCCUCACCCACCAGGCCGCCUCCUGAUGAUUCGUCCGAGUCAGACCAGCUGUUACACCUGAGGAGGUCUGGGAGCUCUGAGAGAGAGGAGACCCACCCCACUGGAAAGGUCAGAUCUGGGAUUUCAGUCAACAGCAACCCACCACUGUACUCCAAACCUUCAGAAGAGCCCAUUUACUCUCUACCUCCAGAUUCUUACCCUACAAUGAAUCCAGGAUACAGUUCGGAUCUGAAAACUGUGUCUUUUGUGAAAGAGCACAGCGUGGGUCUGAGGCUUGUUGGGGGCAACGAUGUUGGCAUUUUUGUCGGUGGAGUUCAGCCAAACAGCCCUGCCUAUGAUCAGGGUAUGAAAGAGGGAGAUCAGAUUAUGCAGGUAAAUAGUGUUGACUUUGGUCAUUUCACAAGAGAAGAGGCAGCUAACUUCCUCCUCAACAUCAAGAAAGGUGAACAAGUGGAGAUACGCACUCAGAAGAAGAUGGACCUGUAUAAGAAGAUCAUCAAGUCAAACCUGGCAGACAAUUUCUACAUCCGCACCCACUAUGACCACGAGUCAGAAGGCCCCAUCGGCCUCAGCUUCACCAGAGGAGAGGUGUUCAGGGUGGUGGACACCAUGCAUCGUGGGAAGUUAGGCAGUUGGUUGGCCAUUCGCAUGGGGAAUGACCUACAUGAGCUGGAUAAAGGCACCAUCCCAAAUCAGGCCAGGGCUGAGAAGCUGGCCAGCAUGGAGCAGGCACAGAGGGCUAGCGGAGAGAAACAGUCAUCAGGACCAAGAGCAGAGUUCUGGAAACUACGAGGCCUCAGAGGGAACAAAAAGAAUGCCCGUAGAACCCGCGACGACCUUCUGCAGCUUACGAUCCGGGGCAAAUUCCCAGCCUACGAGAGAGUUCUUCUCAGAGAAGCUAACUUUAAACGACCCAUUGUCAUUCUGGGUCCUCUUAAUGACAUUGCAAUGGAGAAGCUGGCCAGGGAGAUGCCUGAUGAAUAUGAGGUGGCAGAGAUGGUUCCUCGCAGUAGAGGUGGAGACAGCGCCUCCACAGUUAUUAAACUAGACACCGUGAGGAGAAUCGCAGAGAAGGACAAGCACCCUUUGCUGGACAUUACUCCUACUGCAAUAGAGAGGCUGAACUACAUCCAGUACCACCCUAUGGUUCUGUUCCUGGACCCUCACAGCCGUAAGGACGUGAAGGCCAUGAGACAGAGGUACAGCCCCAACUCCAACAAGAGCUCCAGACGCCUUUACGCACAGGCCCUCAAGCUGAGGAAGCACUGCAGCCACCUUUUUUCCGCACGUGUUGACCUGCAGCCCAGUUCCAAUGUUUGGUAUGACUCUCUAAAGAACAAGAUCCGCCACCAACAGUCAAAACCUGUCUGGGUGUCUGAAGUGACAUUGGAGAGUGGUGUGGAGCAGGACCUGGAUGCUUUGGACCAAACUCAAACGGACUACCUCAGUGCUGCCAGUGACCUGGAGGACACCGAUGGAGAGCCGUUCACAGACGGAGAGGCCUACACUGACAACGAGGAGGUGGAUGAGGUUUUCCCCGGUCGUGAAGCAGCCAGGAGCAGCGGUGCAGCUUUAGCUCGAUCUUCUGAACCUGCCUUUGGGGAGCGCAGUGACAGCAUGGAUUACGAGUCUCAACCGGAAACUUACUCACUCAGAGAAAUCCCACCACUGAUGGACGUGCCAGAGCCCACGUCACCCCGCCGGGAUUCUUACAGCCCACUACACAGUCCUGCUGAGGAAGAAGACCCGGGUUUUUCAGACUCGGAGUUCAGCACUGAGGACAUAAUCGCACCUACCACGCCAUUGGAUGGCCCGCCAGAUUUUGUAGCUCCGAACCCAACCACCAUUUACUCCGUCAGUGAGGCUUUAGCUCCUGAGGUGCAGACAGAGAGUCCAACACACGCAUCCCUAUCUGCCAUCGAAGAGAAAUUAGAAGAGGCGCGGUCGGCGGAGCCGCAGGCCAAAGUGGAGAAGAAGCACCCCCAGUUUAUAGUUUUGACACAUUACCAUCAAGCGGUCCAGUUCCGACGUACACACAUCCGAGGCAGCGAUAGCUCUGACGACGAUGAUGAAGACGAAGAAGAGGCCGAUGACAUCGAAUGGGGACCAGCUACGGAACUCUAGGCGCUCGUCAUACUGCGAACUAAAACUGGACACAAAUGACAAGACAAGCAGCUGUUCAUAAUUAAACUCUCUGCUUCCUCUGAGUGAUGAGAAACUCUAGUUUCUGUGCUCAUUUUUUAUAUUUUUUGUUUUCUACAUAACUGGAGACAUUUUGGAGGCGAUACAUACUUAUACACUACAGUGUGCUUUGUAUACACUGCAGCCAUUACAUUAAUAUUUAAUGUCCAUAGAGAACUACUCAGAUAAAAGUGGCUGUUUUACAUUUUUUUUUUUUUUUUUUAAAGGUUACCUUUUUUGCCAGUUUUGUCGUCUUAUUUUUUCUGGUUCUUACAAAUUCUAGAUGUACUAGAAGUAAAACUUUACAGUACAGCCAUCAUUUUGAGUCUUUUUAUGGAGGUAUUUAGGAUUUAUUAAAGAUUUUAAUAAC
Thalassophryne amazonica is the source of this 4487-nucleotide messenger RNA. RefSeq names its product tight junction protein 3 (gene tjp3). Gene Ontology annotation, molecular function: cell adhesion molecule binding. Gene Ontology annotation, cellular component: bicellular tight junction; plasma membrane. The record is from RefSeq and is a predicted model, not a curated record. Gene Ontology annotation, biological process: cell-cell adhesion; protein localization to cell-cell junction; cell-cell junction organization. NCBI's taxonomy places the organism in Eukaryota, Metazoa, Chordata, Actinopteri, Batrachoidiformes, Batrachoididae. Bases 170 to 4060 code for a protein of 1296 amino acids. The transcript has 30 exons.